AUGUGGGUGCGGUGCAGCGUAUGUGCGUGCGGUGCAGCGUAUGUGCGUGCGGUGCAGUGUAGGUGCGUGCGGUGCAGCGUAUGUGCGUGCGGUGCAGCGUAUGUGCGUGCGGUGCAGCGUAUGUGCGUGCGGUGCAGCGUAUGUGCGUGCGGUGCAGCGUAUGUGCGUGCGGUGCAGCGUAUGUGCGUGCGGUGCAGCGUAGGUGCGUGCGGUGCAGCGUAUGGGGGUGCGGUGCAGCGUAUGUGCUUGCGGUGCAGCGUAUGUGCGUGCGGUGCAGCGUAUGUGCGUGUGGUGCAGCGUAUGUGCGUGCGGUGCAGCGUAGGUGCGUGCGGUGCAGCGUAUGUGCGUGCGGUGCAGCGUAGCGUAUGUGCGUGCGGUGCAGCGUAUGUGGGUGCGGUGCAGCGUAGGUGCUUGCGGUGCAGCGUAGGUGCUUGCGGUGCAGCGUAUGUGUGUGCGGUGCAGCGUAGCGUAUGUGCGUGCGGUGCAGCGUAUGUGCGUGCGGUGCAGCGUAUGUGCGUGCGGUGCAGCGUAGGUGCGUGCGGUGCAGCGAAUGGGGGUGCGGUGCAGCGUAGGUGCUUGCGGUGCAGCGUAGGUGCUUGCGGUGCAGUGUAUGUGCGUGCGGUGCAGCGUAGCGUAGGUGCGUGCGGUGCAGCGUAUGUGGGUGCGGUGCAGCGUAGGUGCGUGCGGUGCAGCGUAGCGUAUGUGCGUGCGGUGCAGCGUAGGUGCGUGCGGUGCAGCGUAGUCAAUGCCGCUGCUGUAAGAGGAGCAGAAGAGAGGAGGGCAGCAGAAGAGAGGAGGGCAACAGAAGAGAGGAGGGCAGCAGAAGAGAGGAGGGCAGCAGAAGAGAGGAGGGCAGCAGAAGAGAGGAGGACAGCAGAAGAGAGGAGGGCAGCAGAAGAGAGGAGGGCAGCAGAAGAGAGGAGGGCAGCAGAAGAGAGGAGGGCAGCAGAAGAGAGGAGGGCAGCAGAAGAGAGGAGGGCAGCAGAAGAGAGGAGGACAGCAGAAGAGAGGAGGGCAGCAGAAGAGAGGAGGGCAGCAGAAGAGAGGAGGACAGCAGAAGAGAGGAGGGCAGCAGAAGAGAGGAAGGGACCAGAAGAGAAGAGCGCAGCAGAACAUGAGAGAAUUAAAGUUGUUUAUUCAAAGAAAUGCAGUUGGACUCCCAUUGCCGGCACUCCAAGCCACCGCCCUCCCAGCAGCACAGAGACUCCCACCAGCAGCCCUCCUAGCAGCAGCGAGACUCCCACCAGCAGCGAGACUCCCACCAGCAGACCUCCCAGCAGCAACGAGACUCCCACCAGCAGCCCUCCCAGCAGCAGCGACACUACCAUCGGCCGCACUCCCAUCAGCAGAGAGACUCCCAGCAGCAGCCCUCCCAGCAGCAGCGAGACUCCCAUCGGCGGCGCUCCCAGCUUCCCGUGA
This is a messenger RNA of Closterium sp. Naga37s-1, 1419 nucleotides long. The record is from the annotation of a GenBank genome assembly. NCBI's taxonomy places the organism in Eukaryota, Viridiplantae, Streptophyta, Zygnematophyceae, Desmidiales, Closteriaceae.